AUGAUGCGAAAGGUGCUGACAGCCCAAGCGAGUCUAUGCAGGCUGCGCAAUAGCCGUUGCAUGUCCGCAAGCACACGAAGCCGCGUGACGAUCAUCGGUUCGGAUGAAGCGUAUUCGCGUAUUGCCACUGUGGGAACAGGACGCAAGGCGAUCGUGUACUUUACGGCCAAGUGGUGUUCACCCUGUAAGAUGAUUGGUCCAAUCUACGAUGAACUGAGCGUCAAGCAUCAAGACAUUGACUUUGCCAAAUUGGACGUCGACGAAUUGAAUGAAACAACGUCCAAAGCUGGUGUGCGCUCAAUGCCGACGUUCUUUUACUUCCAGGAUGGCAAGCUGCAGCAGUCGCUCUCGUUUUCCGGCGCAGAUGAAGAACUUUUGCGCAAGAACGCAAAGCAGCUGAGUGAUCUAUAG
This is a messenger RNA of Peronospora farinosa, 411 nucleotides long. The record is from the annotation of a GenBank genome assembly. Lineage: Eukaryota; Oomycota; Peronosporomycetes; Peronosporales; Peronosporaceae.